CUCAUCGAGGAAGAAGUUAAACCACAUCGAGGAAGAAGUUAAACCUCAUCGAGGAAGAAAAAGAAGUUGACGUCUGAUUUUUACUUCUGUGUUCUAAGUGAAAGUAAGCAACAUCGAGGCCACGACACCGAACUUACUGGUUGAGAUCGAAGCUCAGUAAAGGGAAAUCAAAGCUGUGUAAAGGAAAUAACAGUAACCAUGGCUCCAACAUUGUAUGAUAAGAAGCCGGAGCCAGGGGAUCUGAUAGAGAUAUUCAGAGGGAACUACCAGCACUGGGCUUUGUACGUUGGUGACGGUUUUGUUGUUCACCUGGCCCCACCCUCCGAGGGACCUGGGGCCAGGGCCAACAGCAUGAUGUCUGUGCUCAGUGACACGGCUAAGGUGAAGAAGGAAGAGAUCUGGGACGUGGUGGGGCAUGAUCAGUGGUGUGUAAACAACCAGCUGGAUGAGAAGUACCAGGUCAGACCCAUACGUGAGAUACUGAGGGAAGCCCAGGCCUAUGUGGACCAGGAGAUGCCCUACUGUGUCUUCAGGGGGAACUGUGAGCACUUUGUCACAGAMCUGAGAUAUGGGAAGGCUGAGUCUCGACAGGUUCGUCAGGCUGUGGAAACUGUGGGAAUGGCUGCAAUGGUGGGCUUCGGAGUCCUUGCUGUUGCAGGUAUCGCAGCGGCCAUCUUUGGAGGUGGAAGCAAGAAGAAGAAUGAAGAAGAAGAAUAUAAGUGACCAACUGUAUAAUAGCUUCCUGAGCAGCCAGUCACCAAUAAGCCUAAUAGAUUAAUUAUUUAACUCCAGUACUGCCAUCGUCACUUGUAUAAUUCUGGGGAUUUCAGAAGGAAGGGUUGAGUAUUUCCAUAAUAUUUUUUUUUUUACAGUUACACAGACAUGAAUUGAAAGCACAAAGGAAAGGAGGAAAAGUGUCUGUUAUAAUUCCAAGGUGUACAGCCUUGGCGGGGCCAUAACCUUGCAGGCUGCUAGACUAAGCUAGCUAUUUUUUAUUGUCAGUUACUUAUAAGCAGUGAUGG
Messenger RNA from Salvelinus sp. IW2-2015, 1022 nucleotides. RefSeq names its product phospholipase A and acyltransferase 4. Gene Ontology annotation, molecular function: A2-type glycerophospholipase activity; glycerophospholipid phospholipase A1 activity. NCBI's taxonomy places the organism in Eukaryota, Metazoa, Chordata, Actinopteri, Salmoniformes, Salmonidae. The record is from RefSeq and is a predicted model, not a curated record. Gene Ontology annotation, cellular component: cytoplasm. Gene Ontology annotation, biological process: N-acylphosphatidylethanolamine metabolic process.